This is a messenger RNA of Suncus etruscus (white-toothed pygmy shrew), 2533 nucleotides long. It is a transcript of the gene MAP9, whose product is annotated as microtubule associated protein 9. Bases 252 to 2198 code for a protein of 648 amino acids. Lineage: Eukaryota; Metazoa; Chordata; Mammalia; Eulipotyphla; Soricidae. The record is from RefSeq and is a predicted model, not a curated record. Gene Ontology annotation, biological process: regulation of mitotic cytokinesis; mitotic spindle assembly; mitotic cytokinesis. Gene Ontology annotation, cellular component: astral microtubule. Gene Ontology annotation, molecular function: microtubule binding. The transcript is spliced from 14 exons.
CGGCGGUCGGGAGUCACUUCCUCCUGGAGACGCGGUUUCCUAGCAACCGCCUCCCACCUCCGCCUUUAGCCCCGCCCCUAGCUCCCGUCUCGACCCGGUCCGCGAGCUGCUGCGGGUGGCCGAGUCGAGGCCGGAGGCGCCUUCCCCGAGCUCGCCCCUGGGUCGCGAGUGUCGCCGGAGGGAGCUGGCUGUCGAAAGUGAUUACUGUAUUCCUACCAUUUACUAACAAAGGUACAGAUAAUAAAAACACCAUGUCCAAUGAAGUUUUUAGCACAACGCUGGCAUAUACAAAGAGUCCAAAAGUCACCAAAAGAACGACUUUCCAGGAUGAACUAAUAAAAGCAAUUACAGCUCGCUCAGCCAGACAGAGGAGCUCUGAAUAUUCAGAUGACUUUGACAGUGAUGAGAUUGUUUCCUUAGGUGACUUUUCUGACACCUCUGUAGAUGAAAAUUCAGUUAAAAAAAAAGUUAAUGAUUUCCACCUAUCUGAUGAAGAAAGAAAUUCUCCCAAACUAUCAUUUUUGAAAACCAAGAAAUCAAUCAGUGACAUAAUGAAAGACGAACCAAUAUUUUCCAUCCAAAAUGAUGAGGAAAAGGCCCUUUAUGGCUGUAAAGAUGGAGAUAUAAAGCCCUUACCUGAAUCAGAAAAUAAAGACCAGGAAAUUGUACAGGAGAAAAUUGAAAUGAAGCCAAAACCUAGAAUUCUCUCCAUCCAAAGCACGUCCUCAGCAGAAAACAAUGACAGCCUUGAUGUCAGUAACCAAUUUAAACCAUCCCCUCUGCCACGGAGCAUGGUGAGAAAGCAGAGCCACAGAGAUGAGAAAGAUGAGCUUCUAGAAGACCAAGAAACUGCCCUUGGGGAAGAGUCCAAGACUCCAGAUGCUCCCUUGCCCCUCCCAAGACUGAAUGGCAGACCCCUGGAGGCUGAAGGAAACUCCUACUCUGAAAACUUUGAUACUGAGGAUUCAUGGUUAACAAGUCCCUCAUCAUCAUCUCUUAAAGAAAUUCUUGAAGAUUCCCUUUUACAAGGACCUGAAGAAAAAGUAACUCUAAAAGAUCAAAAUGAAGAAUACACUGAAAAUCAUCAUUCUGUGAACUCAAAUGAGAAUGAAGAGGAUUCAUUUUUGAUAGAAGAUGAUACCAUUGCACUUGAGAAAUCUAAUGGAAGUCAAGUGACUUCUGAUGACUUUGAAGAAGAAAAGGAGAAAACUGAACUGAUUGUAACCGAAGAUUUAAAAGUUGAUGCAUCGCUAUCAAAAUCUCAGCAUACGUUACUGCCUACCAAUGCCGCAGAAUCUCCAAAGAAAAAAAUUGAAGACAGAAAUAUGAAGACUAAAAAGUCAACUAAUAAUAGAGCAUCCAGUGCCACGGCCAGAUUAAUGACAUCUGAGUUUACAAAGAAAUCGAGUGCAAUUAGAAAAGUUCCGUCAGCAACUACCUCUUCUCACUACCUAGGAACCUUGAAAGUCUUGGACCAAAAGCCCUCACAGAAACAGAACCUAGAACCUGACAAAGCAGAUAGUAUAAGGGCAGCUGUUUAUCAGGAGUGGCUAGAAAAGAAAAAUGUGUAUUUGCAUGAGAGGCACAGAAUUAAAAGAAUUGAAAGUGAAAACUUAAGGAUCCAAAAUGAACAGAAAAGAGCUGCUAAGAGAGAGGAAGCUUUGGCAUCAUUUGAAGCUUGGAAAGCUAUGAAAGAAAAGGAAGCAAAGAAAAUAGCAGCCCAAAAACGACUUGAGGAAAAAAACAAAAAGAAAACUGAAGAAGAAAAUGCUGCAAGGAAAGGAGAAGCCCUACAAGCUUUUGAAAAAUGGAAGGAGAAAAAGUUGGAAUAUCUCAAGGAGAAGACUAAAAAGGAGAAGGAGUAUGAAAGAGCAAAAAAACUGAAAGAGCAGGAAACAGUUGCUGAGAAAAGGAAAGACAAUUUAACUGCUUUUGAGAAAUGGACUGAAAAAAAGGAAGCUUUUUUCAAGGAAAAAGAGAAGGAAAAAAUAAAUGAGAAAAAAAAGGAAGUACUGAAAAAAGCUGAGAAAAAAGAUAAAGAUAAACAAGCUGUAGAUCAAUAUGAAAAAUGGCUGGAGAAGAAAGAAAGACAGGAAAGAAUUGAACGAAGACAAAAGAAACGUCACUCCUUUAUUGAAAAUGGGGCACACCCUGCAUGGAGCCCUCCGAACAGAACUGUGUCCUCAAAAGUGUUCUGAUAAUUCUUAAUGAUAAUGCUAAUUAUUUAACAUUCACCAGGUGAAGCCAUGGGUUUUUUUUAACUGCUCAUUAUUUAUAGUUAGAAGAAUAUUUUAAUUAAAUGUUAGCACUAAUAGUGAUAACAAAUGAAAAAGAUCCUUUUGAAUUUAUUCACUGAAAAUAUUAUUAUUAAUGUGCCAGGAAUUAAAUCUGGGGCCUCACAUGUGAAGCAUAUGCUCUAUUGUUGCUCCAUAUCUGCAGUCCUACAAAAUUAAGUUUUGUUUUUAGGGGGCCACACCUGGUGGUAAUAAGGGGCUAUUUCUGUCUCAGUGCAAAUGGAUCAUUUCUGGUGGUA